Molecule: messenger RNA, 630 nt
Organism: Candidula unifasciata
Lineage: Eukaryota; Metazoa; Mollusca; Gastropoda; Stylommatophora; Geomitridae
Source: the annotation of a GenBank genome assembly
AUGGCGUGGACAUUAGCCUUCUGCGUGAUGUGCCUGGUGCUGCUCCACACAGACGCCAACGAACAAUCAUGGAGCCAGCAGUCGUACCUUGAUGUGGAGUAUCGCCUCUCCUGCAACGAUAGCUCUAUCAAUGUUACGGCCAAAGGUGAUGUCGCCGGUAUCUGGACAAAACUGGGUUACGAUGGCGACCUGACAACAGACGACAACUACGAGUUGACUGACCGGAACAUGUCGCUGGUCAUCAAGAGAGUGACCCCUGAGAUGGCUGGGAUCUAUUUCUGUGAGGUCAUCGACCAGGACGGGGAGAAUGUAGGUCGCGUGGUGAGAGGUUUGAACGUGGUGGAACAUCGGUACCACGACAUACUGGAUAAGUAUCGAACGGACAUUAUUCGAGGAGUCAUCACUGCAGCUGCGGUAGUAGUGCUUGUGGUGGGCGUGUGUCUCAUCGACCGGUUCCAGUACCAGACACAGGAACAGAAGCAGGCUAGUCGAGAGAUGGCAGAAAACCACAAGAGACGCUUGAGACAGUCAAUUGUAUUUGGUAUAGCGAACCCGGCACUGGAUGAGGACAGCGGCACUUACAGGCAUUACGGUUCACUCAAGAGUGAGGAAACUGCCACACCGUUCUAA